AUGUUCCACAACCUCAAACCUUCCAAGCUCCAGUACCUAACUGGUCAGUUCCCUUUGGCCAGCGACCUUUCAGACCACCACCUCAACCUUUCAAAUUACCUCAACCUGUACAGCACCAACAGCGUAUGCCCUCUAACACCCAGAGGAUGUUCGCUGCACCCCCACCUAAUUACAACCCUCGAAGUAAUGUGUUCCGACUUCCACCCCGAAACAAUCCUCCACAAGCUCAAACCGCUCAGCCUA
Iphiclides podalirius (scarce swallowtail) is the source of this 243-nucleotide messenger RNA. Lineage: Eukaryota; Metazoa; Arthropoda; Insecta; Lepidoptera; Papilionidae. The record is from the annotation of a GenBank genome assembly.